Chenopodium quinoa (quinoa) is the source of this 1996-nucleotide messenger RNA. Its product is annotated as putative tRNA pseudouridine synthase Pus10. Bases 93 to 1640 code for a protein of 515 amino acids. Gene Ontology annotation, molecular function: pseudouridine synthase activity; RNA binding. Lineage: Eukaryota; Viridiplantae; Streptophyta; Magnoliopsida; Caryophyllales; Amaranthaceae. The record is from RefSeq and is a predicted model, not a curated record. Gene Ontology annotation, biological process: tRNA pseudouridine synthesis. The transcript has 16 exons.
CCAGUAUCCGUGUUAGUACCCGAUCUUGUGCAACCUAAGUGACGAGUACUUAAAUAAGGUCGCCAUAGCAAUUCAACUGAUUUUCUCUAACAAUGGCGGCGAACAACGCUGACGAGGAGCUCCGCCUGCUCGACGAUGUUUUACGGUCUCUACCGGAGGCAGCAGUGAAUUAUCUCCUAACCCUCCGAGUCUGUCCUCAGUGUAUCCUUCGAUUAUUUGGGAAAUACGGACCAAUUUACACCCACUAUUCCCGAAUCUGUACUAUAUUGUCGGAAUUCGUUGCGCAUCAGCCUAGCUACGAUGAUCCUGUGCUGAAAGAGUCUGCCAAUGAGGAUGGUAUUUGCAGUGUUUGUUUUGGGAUUCUGCAGUAUGUUUGUGUGGAUGAGAAACAAGCAUUGGUGAACAGGGGUUGUGCCAAUGACUUUGCUGCAUUGAUCUAUGAACUGGUGAAAAAGGAAGGUCAUCUAGCAGAUAGCUUUUCUCUUGAAGUCUCUAUACCACCAAUUAUCGUGGAGAACGAAAAUGCUGUCAGGCUAUCUAUGAAACAGAAGUACAGUUCUGAGGAAUGGUUUCAAGAAACGCUCCAGUCUGAAGCCAUUUCAGUCAAGGAUUCACUGAAGCUAUCUAUAAUAGAGCCUCUUGAAACGUUGUUGGGUGUCAAAUCUGGUUCAAGCUCUUUCCGUGUUCGGUUGACUUAUACAUCUUCUGAAACGCCACUGAAGACUGAUAAUGGAAAAGAAAAUAACCAAGGCAGCAGGAAGCUGAAAAUAGGAAGGUCUGAAAUUACUGAGAAUGAUUUCAAUUUGAAGCAAUGUGCAAACAAUUUGCUAGAAGCAAAACCCUUCAGACCCCAUUGGAGAAGAUCUGGUAUACCAGCUUGCAGCUUGGAGGUUCUUUGUUCCAGUACACCUAUCUAUAUUGGGGGUAGAUACUUGAAGUACUCUAGAAAUGUGAGCCAGUCACGAUGGAUUAUUGAUGAUGAAAGAAUGGGAGAAGCAUCUGUUGAGGAGAUUGUGGGAAAUAGCAUUCUUCCGUUGUGUAGGGGUGAUAAUUACAAGUUUCAUGCUGCUGGCAGAGAAGACAUAGAUGUCCGAAUGUUGGGCUCUGGACGUCCUUUUUUACUUGAAAUUCAAAAUCCCCGAAUGUUGCCAUCAGAAUUGUCACUAAAAGAGAUGGAAAUGAAAAUUAAUAGUUUGGAAGGAAAAUUGGUGAAGGUGAAAAACCUUAAAGUUGUUGAUGAACAAGUUUGGACCCUAAUGCGUGAAGGUGAAGCAGAGAAGCAGAAGCAAUAUACAGCCCUAGUGUGGAUUUCUCGUCAGCUUGAGGAUAAAGAUUUGAUGACUUUAUCUUUACUUAAAGAUUUGAAAUUAUCACAGAGAACCCCGGUGAGGGUACUUCAUCGUCGAAGUCCUCUAGAACGUGAAAAGAUAAUUCAUUGGAUGAAUAUUGAGAAGAUGUCUGGAAGUACCCAGUUUUUCCUCCUCCAUCUCUGCACACAGGCAGGAACAUACAUCAAGGAAUUUGUCCAUGGAGAUCUUGGACGCACUUAUCCAAGCCUUGGCUCGAUUCUGGGUUGUAGAGCAGAGAUCCUCCAGCUUGAUGUAACAGAUGUGAAGAUGGACUGUUUCCUGACUGAAUGAAGAUACGGUUUUCAAUAUUCUGAACAAACUCAUCAUCUUAAGUACUUCCACAACCAAUGGUGACCAGUCAGACCGAUUUAUAAUUUUUAGUUGGCAAGAGAAAAAUUUUGGGGUUUAGGGUGACUCAGGGUUUAGUGGCUAUAAUGUUUUUUCUCUCUUUUUUUAAUUAGUUAUUGACGAUAUGGAGUGGAGAAUAGAUUCUGCAAUUGAUAAACGUGUCUGAUUCAAAGGCACAGUUCGUAUGAAAUGUAUCGAUUUAAGAGACCUCUUUUUGAUCACAUAUGCAUAAUUGAUAAUACCGUAUCUAAAUCAUAUGCAUGAUUGCAUAUUAUAUUAUCAAUCAAUUUUACGUUUUA